Messenger RNA from Lepisosteus oculatus (spotted gar), 2413 nucleotides. The record is from RefSeq and is a predicted model, not a curated record. NCBI's taxonomy places the organism in Eukaryota, Metazoa, Chordata, Actinopteri, Semionotiformes, Lepisosteidae.
UUUGGCGUGCGAGAGUCACGUUUCUCAGUGCGUGCCCGGGUCAGGGACUUUGUGGUUUUGACGGCACCAGUGGAACCUGUGAGGAAGUGGGUUUAAAAGCCAGAGAGCAGGAGGCACCUCUUUACCCAAAGGGUGGUGGGAGUGUGGUACUGCCUGCCCUCCCGUGCUCUGGAGCUGAUAUCUUGGUUUCUUUCAGUCGUCAGCCAGGUGAUCCACUAGCUGCUCUGUGUCAAACAGGCCAGCGGGGCUGGACGGCCUGCUCUGGGCUGUUGGAUUGUGGCUGAUCUCUUGCCUUCUGUCGGAUUUUGCUCAUGGUGGGUGUGUCUGCCCAGGCAUGGCUCCGCCCUGUGCGCCGCUCCAUGCUGGUGGGCCCUGUGCUCCGCUGUGCUGCCCUGCGUCUGCCCCUGCCCACAGUGAGGCGCUGUGCUGCGACGCCCGUCGCUGCCCAGAGGAGGCUGGUGAGUAUGGACCCUCAGUCCGACCGCCCGGGCUCCCAGGGCGGCCCCCACGCAGCGCCACUGGACGGCUCCGCGGACUGCCCCUCCGUGGCAGCGGCCACGCCCACGCCAGUCCCGCCGGAGGAAGGGCACUCUCCGGCCGGACUGGGGAGCGGGCUGGAAAAGGACCUCGCCCACUCGAGAUGGGCCACACCCGUCCACAGUGGCACAGCGAAAACAGAGCCGGGGUCUGCCCCGCCCACCCAGGACACACCCAUGGAUGCGGAGCCCGGGCUGUUGCCCGGAGAGACAGUCAUCAAGGAAGGAAAAGCCUCCAUUCUGUUCCCCAGUGCCAAUGAGGUUUUCUACAACCCUGUGCAGGAGUUCAACAGGGACUUGACCUGCGCGGUCCUCACCGAGUUCGUGCGGGAGCAGCUGUCGGCUCGCGGCGUGCGCGUGGAGGUGCCGGGAGAGGAGAGCCGUGUGGUCGUGCACCUGGCGGAGGACGGCGCGAGCCAGGGGGAGGCCAGGACUGCGGUGGUGGGGGAGUGCUGUGAGGAUGGCCUCAGGGUUUUGGAAGGUCUGGCCGCAUCCGGCCUGCGCUCAGUGCGUUUCGCCCUGGAGGUGCCAGGGUUGCGCAGCGUGACGGCCAACGACUGCUCCUCUCGCGCUGUCAACCUCAUCGCCCGCAACGCCCUGCACAACAGUGUGUCACACCUGGUGACGCCCAGCCACCGCGAUGCCAGCAUGCUGAUGUACGAGGCGCGCGGGCGGAAGGAGCGCUAUGAUGUUAUUGACCUCGACCCCUAUGGCAGCCCUGCCCCCUUCCUGGAUGCUGCCGUGCAGGCCGUGAGCGAGGGAGGGCUGCUGUGCGUGACCUGCACUGACAUGGCGGUGAUGGCGGGGAACUGCGGGGAGACCUGCUACAGUAAAUACGGCUCUGUGUCCAUCAAGGCCAAGUACUGCCAUGAGAUGGCCCUGCGGAUCAUCCUGCACAGCCUGGACCAGAGGGCCGGAGUGUACCAGCGCUUCAUCGAGCCCCUGCUGAGUGUCAGCGUGGACUUCUACAUCCGAGUGUUCGUCAGGGUGCGCACGGGGCAGGCCAGGGUCAAGAGCUCGGCCAGUAAACAGGCUCUGGUGUACAACUGCACUGGCUGUGGUUCCUUCCAUCUGCAGAGGCUGGGAAAGAGGACGAGCCAGGGCAACCAAAUGAAGUACUCUGCUGCCUCAGGGCCUCCUGUCGGCCCGAACUGUGAGCACUGCGGCUACAAGCACCAUCUGGGGGGGCCUAUCUGGGCUGAGCCGAUCCACAGUCCAGAGUUUGUCCAGAAGGUUCUGUCUGCAGUGUCGGCGAACCCAUCCAGAUUUGCGACGUCCCGCCGCAUCGAGGGAAUUUUGAGCGUGAUCACUGAGGAGCUGGAGGAUGUGCCCUUGUAUUACACCUUGGACAGUCUGAGCAGCACGGUGCACUGCAACACCCCUUCACUGCUGCAGGCCAGGUCGGCCCUACUCCACGCUGGACACAGGGUGUCGCUGUCCCACGCGUGCAAGAAUGCUCUGAAGACUGACGCCCCUGCCAGUGCACUCUGGGACAUCAUGAGAUGCUGGGAGAAAAUGAACCCAGUGAAGAGAGAGAAGCUGUCAGAGACGAGCCCCGCCUUCCACAUCCUGUCCACUGCGCCAGUGUCCCUGAAGAGCUUCCUCUGCAAGAGGUUCCACCAGGGCACCUGCACGCAAGGGGAGCAGUGCUGCUAUUCCCACGUCGACCAGCAGGGGCAGAGCGCGGCCGGGGAGAAGUCCGAGUGACAGCGCCAGGAGGGAGGGGUUACCAAUCGGCCCACUCCACUGCUUGACACCACCCAAUUAACUAAUUAACGGCUGCAGGGGGCAGUGACCUUGAGUGGCGCAGCUUUGUGUGGGAGUGAGGCCUCAGAGUUUUUAACUGUAAGCGAGCUCAAUAAAGACUGUGCUACUCC